GGUGCACAGGAAAUUAGCCUGCUUUGACAUAUGGAGAUCGGUGCCUCUGCAUCAGCUUUAAUGUGUACAUUUUCAUACAUCUCAUUGUUAUUUUAAGAUUAUUACUGGAAAUCGGGGUUUUCUUUUAACCAGAGCAAACAAAAGUCCUUUCACAAUAUUGGUUUUGGAUCCAUCAAACCCCCAAACAUUGAAACUACACUGGCGGAGGGGUCGAAAAAACGAGGAAUGAAGCAAAAUAAACAAUGAAACCAGGAUACGAAAAACAGAAAGUUCCUAGGUGUUUGCCUGUUUCCAAGCAUUCCCCUUUGUCCACACAGCUUUGGUCCAAAAGGUGCAGUCUUCGUUCAGACUAUGAUCAAGAUCAAGUUCUGGUCAGCGGAGAAGCCGGGAGAAAAAUGCCCCAGUGAGACUGGCCCCAGGCCUAAGAGCACAGCAAACCCCGACUGUCCCCGGCGCGCUGGUGGCGGGAUGAGCAUCACAGCUCCCAGACCCCGGACCCCAGCUCGCACUUCCGCCCCGCACCCCCACCCACGCGCGUGCCCCGCAGCCGGGUUACCAGGCAACGGGCUGCCCCUGCGCGAAGCUACUGGGGCGGAAUGCAUGGGGGAAGGCAGUUGGAAGAACUUGAGCAGCAGAAAUGAGUCCGGAGAAGCAUCCGGAGGAAGAGGAUGAAGUUGAGUGCGUUCUCCUCUCAGCGUCCAAGAUCCUAAAUUCCUCUGACCGGAUAAAGGAAAGUGGUGGCAGUGAAACAGAAUAUGGCUGCAUAUCGGAAUCAGAAAAUCAAAUCCAACCGCAAUCAGCAUUGAAAGCCCUUCAGCAUCAACUGGAAUCAUUUCAGGCUCUCCGAAUACAGACUUUGCAGAAUGUUAGCAUGGUACAGUCCGAAAUCAGUGAAAUCUUGAACAAAAGUAUUAUUGAAGUAGAAAACCCACAAUUUAACUCAGAAAAAAAUCUAGUAUUCGGAACAUGCCUUGAAAAAGCUUUGCCUAUAGAGAAUCAAGAAGAAAUCCUUUCUGUGGAGAAAAUUCAUCCUUUUGAGGAGUCUAACGCUAUUCAUUCAAUGGAAGAAAAAUUCAGCAGUGAUAGUGUUAACAGUCUCUCUCAAGGUAUAGGUAUGACAUCCCAGAUAAAUUUCAAGGACGUAUUAACUCUGAGAACUUCAACAGACAAUAUAACAAACAUAAUUAUGAAUCCUUCAGAAAAUUCUGACAUGUUGAAAAAUUAUAGUAAUCUUUAUAAUUUUCUACCUAAUGUACCUCAAAAUGUGAUGUCUCAAGCUGAUACAGUAAUUCUGGAUAAAUCCAAAAUUACCGAGCCUUUUCUCAAGCACAGAUUUUGUGAAAACUUAGAUGAUAUCUGCCAUUCUAUCAAACAAAUGAAGGAAGAGCUACAAAAGUCACAUGAUAGAGAACUGGCACUUACAAAUGAACUUCAAACUUUAAAAACUGAAAGAAAUGUUUCAAGCAAUGGUAAAUAUGAACUGUCUUCAAUUCAGAAAGAAAAAAAUAAUUUUAUUAAGGAAGAAAAUAUAGAAAGUAACUUAAAUGAAGAUAUGAAAUCAAAGAGAAUUUCUGAAUUAGAGGCAUUAGUAAACAAAUUACUCCCACUCAGGGAAACAGUGUCAAAAUUCCAUGUGAAUUUUUGCAGGAAAUGUAAAAAAUUAUCUAAGAGUGAAAUACACAGGGGAAAGAGAAAUGAGAAAAACAGUAAAGAAAUUCCUAUCACUGGCAAGAAUAUUACAGAUUUAAAAUUCCAUUCCAGAGCUCUAAGACAUACACUGCCAUUCUCUGACUCAACAAAAUAUGAAAUAAAAGACAAAGAAAUGCAACCGUUAGUAAUAAAACAAGGGCCAAUAAUAUUUGAAAAUGAGAAAACAUCCAAAGUCAAUUCUGUUACUGAGCAGUGUGUUGCAAAAAUUCAGUACUUACAGAAUUACCUAAAAGAGUCUGUGCAGGUACAAAAAAAGGUAACAGAACUGGAGAAUAAAAAUCUAACCCUUAAAACCAAAAUAAAACCUCUUGUCUUUACCACACAAUCUCUAAUACAGAAAAUCGAAAUAUAUGAAAAGCAACUUAAGAAUUUGGUUGAAGAAAAGAACACUAUUCAGUCCAAGUUAAUUAAAAAAGAAGAAGAUGGUAAAGAAUGUCUUAAAGAAUUGAAAAAAAUAAUUGGUAAAUAUAAUGUUCUCAUAGGACAAAAUAAAACUCUAGAGGAAAACAACAAUCAACUUUCUUUGGAGAAGCAACAAAUGAUAGAAACAUUGGAUCAACUAAAAAGCAAAGAACGCAAAACUCAAAAUGAUAUGGCCAUGGUCAAUAAUGAAAAUAAUCGUAUGAGUAUAGAAAUGGAAUCAAUGAAAUCAAAUAUUCUAUUGAUACAAGAAGAAAAGGAAAUGCUAGAGAAAAAGACAUACCAGCUUUUAAAGGAAAGAAGCUCGCUUGAAAAUGAACUGAAGCAAAACCAACUAGAGAUAAUGCAGCUAAAAGAGAAGGAAAUAUUGGCAAAAACUGAACAAGAGACACUUUUUCAAAUAAUAGAAACAGUUAAAAAUGAGAAACUUAAUCUCGAAAAAACAUUACAAGAAUCUAUUGCUGCUAGACAAAUGAUGGAAAGAGAAAUUGAGACUAUUCAAAAAUACCAAUCUACUGCAGAAGAGAAUUUUCUGAUAGAAAUUAAAAAUGCAAAAUCAGAAGCAAGUAUUUAUAAGAAUAGUUUGUCAGAAAUGGGCAAUGAAUGUGAAAUGUUAUCAAAAAUGGUAAUGGAAAUUAAAACAGAUAAUCAGAUUCUAAAAGAAGAACUAAAAAAACAUAGUCAAGAAAAUAUAAAAUUUGAGAAUAGCAUCAGUAGACUUGCAGAAGACAAAAUACUUUUAGAAAACUAUGUAAGAAGUAUAGAAAAUGAAAGGGAUACCUUGGAAUUUGAGAUGCGGAAUCUUCAAAGAGAAUAUUUAAAUCUAAGUGAAAAAAUCUGUAGUCAACAGAGUGACCUAUCAAAAGUGGGUUAUAUUUCAAGAAGAGAGAAAUUCCAUUUUGAAAAGUAUGAUAUUUAUGAAGACAUUUCUGGCCCUAGGAGUAGGCCUUUGGCUCCUGAUUUGAAAGGAAAUCCAAGUCAAGUGUAUCAAUUGCUUCCAUCCAAGAUAUGUAAAUAAAUUUCUAAAAUGAUUGUUUCAAAA
Leopardus geoffroyi (Geoffroy's cat) is the source of this 3172-nucleotide messenger RNA. It is a transcript of the gene CCDC110, whose product is annotated as coiled-coil domain containing 110. The record is from RefSeq and is a predicted model, not a curated record. Gene Ontology annotation, cellular component: cytoskeleton. Lineage: Eukaryota; Metazoa; Chordata; Mammalia; Carnivora; Felidae. The transcript is spliced from 7 exons. The coding region runs from base 638 to 3148 and encodes 836 amino acids.